This is a messenger RNA of Papaver somniferum (opium poppy), 2430 nucleotides long. RefSeq names its product fructokinase-like 2, chloroplastic. The transcript has 5 exons. Gene Ontology annotation, biological process: plastid transcription; etioplast organization; chloroplast organization. The coding region runs from base 179 to 2164 and encodes 661 amino acids. NCBI's taxonomy places the organism in Eukaryota, Viridiplantae, Streptophyta, Magnoliopsida, Ranunculales, Papaveraceae. The record is from RefSeq and is a predicted model, not a curated record. Gene Ontology annotation, cellular component: chloroplast nucleoid.
UUGUAUAGCCUGGUUUUUUUCUCAGCUCUAAAACCCUCCUCUCAUCUUCUCUUCCUUGCUUCAAAAAAAUAAAAAGAAAUUUUCUUCUUCUUCUUCUUCUUUCUUCCCUGUGAUAAUGGCGUAAAAAUGUUGACUCUUAUAAGUUACAGCAGACUCAUUAAUUGAAUCACUUUCUCCAAUGGCUUCUUUCAUAAUCUCGCCCACCUUUCUAUUACCCAGGUGGCAGUCAAAGUCCCCUAUCUUAAUAACACCAAGCUUUGUUCGUCUUAACGACUUCAAAUCACGAAAGGCGUGCUGGCUCCUUAGAGCCGUUUCUAAAAAGAAAACUGUAGAAUCAGGAGUUGAAGAUGUAGGAAAUGUUGGAGACACUGAAGUUGAAAACUCAGUUAAGAUUUCUAAAAAAGCUCCGAGAAAAAGUAAGAAGAAAACAACUUCGGAGACUCAACAAGACCCUUCUGCUUCAGCUAUUGUUAGUGAUGUUGCUGAAGACGACAAUACUAGUGCAGUUCCAUCUACUGAAGAUUCUAAGACGACUGCUAAACGUACAAGAAAAAAAGCUGCAACGUCAAUCCUUGGCUCAGACGGUGAGACCUCUGAGAAGAAGGUCGCUCGGAGGAAGUCUAAAAAGAAGAGUGAUGAAGGAAGUGAUGCAGAACUUAGUGAUAAUGAGGAACCUAUCAAGAAGGUCAGGCAAAGGAAAUCCAAAAAGAAGAUCGAAAAUAUGGAUGAUCAAGGAAGUGAUGUAGAUGUUAGUGAUGAUGAGGAACCUGUCAAGGUCAGUCGAAGAAAAACCAAAAACAAGAUUAAUGACACUGAUGCUCAAGGAUCUGACGUAGAACUUAGUGAUGAUGAGGAAACUGUCAAGAAGGUCAGUCGGAAGAAGUCCACAAAGAAGAUUGACAAUUUGGAUGAUGAAGGAAGUGAUGCGGAGUUUAGUGAUCAUGAAGACAUUACUUUCACCGCAAACAUUGAUGAUGACAACGAGGGUGACUUAGAUAUUCCACAAGGUGAAGAAGAUGAUAUUAGUUUUUCAUAUAGCUGGCCCCCUCUUGUUUGUUGCUAUGGAGCCGCUCAACAUGCCUUUAUACCAUCUGGCCAGCCGGCAAACAGACUCAUAGACCAUAAGAUCCAUGAAAGGAUGAAAGACGCAUUGUGGGCACCAGAAAAAUUUGUAAGGGCCCCUGGAAGUUCAGCAAGUAGUGUUUCUGUGGCUCUUGCAAACUUAGGUGGCAGAGUCGAGUUCAUGGGAAAACUUGGCGAUGAUGAGUAUGGUAAAGGGAUGCUGUACUAUCUGAAUAUGCACAACGUGCAGACUCGAUCAAUUAAUGUGGACUCUAAAAGACUUACAGCAGUAUCACAUAUGAAGAUUAGUAAAACGGGACGGUUGAGAGGGAUGUGUGUAAAACCAUGCGCUGAAGACUCGUUAUCAAAAUCCGAAAUCAACAUCGAUGUGCUGAAAGAGGCUAAGAUGUUCUACUUCAACUCGUCAUCACUGCUGGACAAAGAUAUGAGGUCUACUACAUUACGAGCCAUUAGAAUUGCGAGGAAAUUAGGCUCGGAUAUUUUCUUCGAUUUAAACCUUCCAUUACCGUUAUGGAAGUCUAAUGAGGAAGCUAAGAUGUUUAUACAACAAGCCUGGAAUCUGGCUGACAUUAUUGAGGUUACCAAGCAAGAACUUGAGUUUCUCUGUGGGAUGAAGCCUUUAGAGAAAUUUGAUACCAAAGACAACGACAAGAUUAAAUUUGCACAUCACAAGCAGGACAUGGUCAUGCCUCUUUGGCAUGAAAAUCUGAAGGUUUUGUUUGUGACAAACGGGACUUCUAAGAUUCACUACUAUACCAAGGAUAACAAUGGCUCGGUUCAUGGGAUGGAGGAUCCACCUAUAACCCCCUUCACAUGUGACAUGUCAGAAUCAGGAGAUGGUAUUGUGGCAGGACUCAUGAGAAUGUUAGCUGUCCAACCGCAUCUUAUUACCGAUACAGGAUACCUAGAGCACACAAUUAGUUAUGCAAUUGACUGUGGUGUCAUUGAUCAAUGGUUAUUAGCACGAACACGUGGUUUCCCUCCAAAAGAAGAUACGGAUGAAGAUUUAUGUACUGAUGAAAAUGGCACAAGAUCAAUAACACACAUGCAAUAUCGGACCCUAGAACCUGCAAGUAGUUGAUUUAAACUAUUAACCAAAGUUUUGUAGAUUUUUUGUUGUUGUUGUUGUUGUAGUUGUACUCAGUCACAGGUAGGGAUUUUAAUCAUCCCUUGUAAAAAAGAAGAAAAAGGGUGUGUAUGUAGUCUUGUCUUCUGUUUUGGGUUUAGAAGGUGUAGUAUUUAGUCAUCCUAUGUAAGGCAAUUCCAAUUUUGAAAGUAUGCCAUGCUAUGCCAUGGUACAGCUGCAGCCUAUUUUGAAGUAUCCUAAGUAGCAUUUCUGUGAUCCUA